AUGUAUCGAGCUACUCCUGUCUCUACCAAACUCUCCCGAUCUCUUGACGAUGAGAGAGAGCAGCCUUCGCAGACGGAGACACUGGUUGCGAGUCAGACGUUUGGAAGCGGACGGAAGAAAAUGCGUACCAGAGAGGGAUUGGCAGUGUGUCACAUGGGAGGACACGAUUCCCCCCAAUAUCCCGAGGCAACAAAGCGGAUCAUCCCAGACAGACACUCUAAGAAUAAGAUGUUAAAGAAGUCCCAGUUCCUCAAGACCAGCGCCUCUGUAUUCGCCUCUCCCUCUCCUGCGCUGGCCCCGAUAUGUCCACGCACCCUCACUCUCCACGAGAUUGCUCCACGAGAUUGCUCCACGAGAUUGCCCCAGGUUAUUCAGCAAACCCAUCGCAUGACAAGUCACCUAUUUCCGCCCCCUCCCCCCUCCCCUCGCCGCCUUCUAGAACUCCUUCACGAAAGGAGGGCAGCAAAUGGCCUCAUAGUCUCUACAGUCUCUCCAAGCAAGCCCUACCGGGGGCAAACUGGCAACAAAGACCAAGAGAGCGAUGACAAAGCAUCAGGGACCCCAGCUUUCAGCAAUGGUUGA
Messenger RNA from Paracoccidioides brasiliensis Pb18, 582 nucleotides. RefSeq lists its product as uncharacterized. The coding region runs from base 1 to 582 and encodes 193 amino acids. The transcript is spliced from 2 exons. The record is from RefSeq and is a predicted model, not a curated record.